Molecule: messenger RNA, 2498 nt
Organism: Pyrus x bretschneideri (Chinese white pear)
Lineage: Eukaryota; Viridiplantae; Streptophyta; Magnoliopsida; Rosales; Rosaceae
Product: RNA demethylase ALKBH10B
Exons: 8
Coding region: 129-2201 (690 amino acids)
Biological process (GO): mRNA catabolic process
Molecular function (GO): mRNA binding; demethylase activity
Source: RefSeq, a predicted model, not a curated record
GCGAUCUGCUUGAAUUUUGUGGGGUUUGGGAUAUAGCCGUAGGUUUGAUUGAUUGGAUCUGGGAGUUACUGAGGCAUGCUUUGUAAGUGAUAGUAGACUUAGUAGUGAGUUUGGUGUAGUGGGUUCUGAUGACAAUGCCGUCGGGGAAUGUGGUUUUAUCGGACAAAAUGCAGUUUCCUAGUGGUGGGGGCGGUGCGGCCGUUGGAGGCGGCGAGAUCCACCAGCACCCCCGUCAGUGGUUCCCGGAUGAGCGUGAUGGGUUCAUCUCGUGGUUGCGCGGAGAAUUCGCAGCGGCAAAUACCAUUAUAGACUCCCUUUGCCACCAUUUACGUGCAGUUGGUGAUCCAGGCGAGUACGACGUCGUUAUCGGGUGUAUUCAGCAGAGGAGGUGCAAUUGGAACCCUGUGCUUCAUAUGCAACAAUACUUUUCCGUUGCGGAGGUGAUAUAUGCACUGCAACAUGUUGCCUGGAGGAGGCAGCAGAUGCAAUAUGAUCCUGUAAAAGUGGGGACCAAGGAGUAUAAGAGAUCCGCUUCGGGGUUUAACAAGGACCAACAGAGGGCUGAGCAUUUCAAGGAAGGACAUAAUUUUAGGACAGAGGUUCAUAGUUAUGAUGGGAAUUCUUCGGGGCUUGUUGCUUCGGAGAAAGUUGAGCGGGGAAGCGAUGUAGCUGAGGAAGUUAAGCCCCGUGGCGAGGUUGGGAAGUUGGAUGAUAACGGUUUAGCGCCUGCUGGAGAGAAAAAAGAUGCUCUUACAAAACCUCAAGAAGAUAGCAGAUUAAGGAGUUCAGGGAAUUCACAGCAGACUAUAUAUUGCAAUUUAGAACCUGAAGUUGCGGUAGGAGAUGGAUGCACCUCAAGCUCUAAAGAGAAUGAAUCACAUUCUAUCCAAAUUCAGAAUGCAAAGCAGAACCUUCCCGUUGUUCCUAAAACUUUUGUUGGCAACGAGUUAAUAGAUGGAAAGACGGUUAAUGUGGUCGAUGGACUGAAAUUAUUUGAAGGAUUGCUUGGUGACACAGAAGUCUCCAAACUUGUUUCUUUGGCUAAUGAUUUAAGGGUUGCAGGGAAAAGAGGACAAUUGCAAGCUCAGACAUAUGUGGUCUCAAAGAGGCCCAUGAGGGGACAUGGAAGAGAAAUGAUUCAAUUGGGCCUACCUGUUACUGAUGCUCCAUCUGAAGAUGAAAUUUCUGCAGGAACCUCCAAAGAUCGGAGAAUAGAAGCCAUCCCUUCCUUGCUGCAGGAUGUUAUAGAUCGCUUGGAUGGGAUGCAAGUUACGACUGUGAAGCCAGACUCUUGUAUCAUUGACUUUUAUAACGAGGGAGAUCAUUCACACCCUCACACGUGGCCACCUUGGUUUGGAAGGCCUGUUUGCAUUCUGUUACUGACAGAAUGUGACAUGACUUUUGGGAGAGUACUAGUAUCAGACCAUCCUGGGGAUUAUAGAGGCUCCCUCAAGCUUUCUCUUACACCUGGAUCCCUCCUUUUGCUGCAAGGGAAAUCCACAGAUUUUGCUAAACAUGCAAUACCUUCUAUCCGAAAGCAACGCAUACUUGUUACUUUCACAAAGUCUCAACCAAAGAAAUCGAUGAUGAGCGAUGGUCAACGCUUUCCUGGACCUACUCCAGCUCAGUCAUCUCACUGGGGUCCAGCAUCUGGUAGAUCUCCAAGUCACAUCCGGCAUCCUGCUGGUCCCAAGCACUAUGCGGCAGUUCCAACAACUGGUGUUUUGCCAGCCCCACCAAUUCGGUCCCAACUUCCACCUCCAAAUGGCAUCCAGCCAUUGUUUGUGCCAGCUCCGGUAGGACCAGCAAUACCUUUUGCCACAGCAGUUCCCAUGCCACCUGUUUCAGCUGGAUGGGCAGCAGCUCCCAGGCAUCCUCCGCCUCGCAUCCCUCUACCUGGCACUGGAGUUUUCCUCCCUCCCCCAGGUUCGGGUAACUCAUCAGCUCCUCAACAGCUGCCUUAUAUUGCAACUCAAAAGAGCCCUGCUGUUGAGAUUCCACCCCAGAUAGAGAAAGAGAACGGGUCUGCAAAAUCCAACCAUAGCACUACGCCUUCUCCAAGAGGAAAGUCGGAUGGGAAAGCUGAGAGACACGAGUGCAAUGGAAGGGCGGACGGAACUGGCAGUGGAAGAGCAGUCGUUGAAGAAGAACAUCAGGACUCCGACAGUGUGACACCAAGCAAUCAAGCCGGAGCAGUAUAGGGGAGGGAGGGAGGGAGAGAGAGAGAGAGAGAGAGAGAGAGAGAGAGAGCGAGAGAGAUUAAGGAAGAAACAGAGUAGAGGCUGCAAACUGCAACGAGAGUUGGAAACAAAUGUAAAGAGCGGCGAGAGUGGAGCUAAAAUCGUAGUAAGCAAGAGGAACAGGCGGAAGAAGUUACCGUUUCUCUUUGGGAGGAUGGAUUGAGAGAUCAUCCCUUUUCCUCUUUUUGUUUUUUGGUUAAUCUUAUGUCACAUCAACUCUUACACUAGUAGUUGCAAAGCAAACCACGUUAUGAAUCA